AUGCUUUUCGCCUCGUUUUCCCGGCGCGCCGGGCUCAUGCGGCCCUCAUUGCGUCGAAAUUGCCCACCACGUCGCACGAUCAUCCCCGCCCCGGGCCCCAACACAGGACCGCUGAUGGAGCGACGCGCGGACCGAGAACUGCCAUCCGUCAAUCAAGGACGGCGCUGGACACGCACUCUCCCGAUCUUCGUGGUGGCCGUUGGGGCGGCGAUGUUGGGAAUCUUCAAUUACCAGAAGUCGUCGUCAAGCGUGGUCAACAGCACGCUGUACGCACUGCGGACAUCUCCGCAGGCUCGGGAGCUCCUUGGUGAUGAAAUCUACUUUGCGCAGCAAAUCCCCUGGAUCAGCGGCGAGAUUAAUCAGCUUCACGGCCGGAUCAAUAUCUCGUUUUGGGUCAAGGGCACCAAGAGCCAGGGCAAAAUGCGGUUCCGAAGUAUUCGGCCGGACCGAAUGAGCUUUUUCCACACCGAGGAAUGGAGCUUGGAGACGGAGGAUGGAAAGGUGGUGCAGCUGCUCAGUGAUAACGAUCCUUUCCGACAGUGA
Messenger RNA from Penicillium alfredii, 543 nucleotides. RefSeq names its product cytochrome c oxidase assembly factor 1 family protein. Gene Ontology annotation, cellular component: mitochondrial inner membrane. Gene Ontology annotation, biological process: mitochondrial respiratory chain complex IV assembly. The coding region runs from base 1 to 543 and encodes 180 amino acids. The record is from RefSeq and is a predicted model, not a curated record. The transcript is spliced from 2 exons. NCBI's taxonomy places the organism in Eukaryota, Fungi, Ascomycota, Eurotiomycetes, Eurotiales, Aspergillaceae.